Messenger RNA from Salvia hispanica, 1012 nucleotides. RefSeq names its product transcription factor MYB93-like. Lineage: Eukaryota; Viridiplantae; Streptophyta; Magnoliopsida; Lamiales; Lamiaceae. The record is from RefSeq and is a predicted model, not a curated record.
AGCAAUCCAUACAACAUCCUCAACUAGUUGAGAGAGAGAGAGAGAGAGAAAAGAUGGGAAGGUCUCCAUUGUCUGAAGAUAGUGGUGUGAAGAAAGGGCCAUGGACUCCUGAGGAAGAUGAGAAGCUCACCAAAUACAUUCAAAAACAUGGCCAUGGAAGCUGGAGAGCCCUCCCAAGACUUGCUGGAUUAAACAGAUGUGGGAAAAGCUGCAGGCUUCGUUGGACAAAUUAUCUGAGACCAGAUAUUAAGAGAGGAAAGUUCUCCCAAGAGGAAGAACAAACCAUCCUCAACCUCCACUCCAUUCUUGGCAACAAGUGGUCCGCAAUAGCAACACAUCUACCCGGGAGAACAGACAACGAGAUAAAGAACUUUUGGAACACCCAUCUAAAGAAGAGGCUGAUCCAGAUGGGGUUCGACCCGAUGACCCACCGCCCGCGCACCGACAUCUUCGCGACCCUCCCGCAGCUCCUCGCCCUCGCGAACCUCAUCGAGAACCCCUCCCCCGCCUCGUGGGAGGACCACGCCAUCCGCAUGCAAUCCGAAGCCUUGCAAAUGGCUCGCCUCAACCAAUGCCUCCAACACCUCCUCCGCCCCUCCAUCCAAAUCCCUAAUUUCCACGGCGCCGGCACCGUCUCCGACGUCGACGCCGCCAUCCUCGCCCACCUCGAGGCGCCUCCUCCGCCGGCGGCGGCGGCCUUCUCCGCCGCGCAGUUCCUGCAGGACUCGGCGCAGUUCGCGCACCUGCCGGAGUUGCAGGCGGCGCCAUGCGGCGGCGGUGAUUUCGCCGGAGUGAUGGGGCAAUUGGAGAAUUCGCCGCCGUCUUCGUCGCCGUGGAUGCAGCAGAGCCUCUCGGCGUCUCCGGUGGCGGCGCAGGUGGCGGAGAGCUCCGUUAUUGAUAACACGGUGGAUGUGUGCGGCGGCGCCGCUCAAAUGUGGUCGGAGCUUCUUGAUGAUCCUAUUUUCCUUGACAUUGCUUGAUGAAUAAUAAUUAUAAAUAUAUAUAAAAGUAA